AUGGCGAAGCGCAAACGCAACGCGCUUGCACACGCCGUCGACGCUUCGCAUACGUCGGCCAAAACCGAACACGACCGGAUCGCGCUCGAGCAAUCCAAAUCGCACAUCAACCAUCUUGCCGGUGGCAAGAUCGUUAUCCCGCAGAAAAGAUGGUAUCGACAGCGAGCGCAUGCGAAUCCAUUCUCGGAUCACUCCCUGCAGUAUCCCACUCAGCCGAGUGAGAUGAACUGGGGCACAAUCUAUCCGAGAUUCUUCGACCCGAAAACGGGCGAGAAGAAGCAAGCAUAUGAGCACGCCAACGGAGUUGAGUUUGCGGACGUCGGAUGUGGAUUUGGAGGCUUGUUGAUGCAGCUGGCUCCGUUGUAUCCGGAGACGUUGAUGUUGGGCUUGGAGAUUAGGGUGCAUGUGACACAGUACGUGCAUGAUAAGAUCGUCGCGCUACGGUUGGCGGCUCAACAGGGUAGGUUGGAACACGCCAGCACGAGCACAGGCACGAGCACAGGCACGAGCACAGGCACAAGCGCAAGCAGGGAGUUGAAUUGCAAAACCGACCAAGCUUCGACUUGCACAGCGCAAGAUGAUGCUGCCUCAUGUGCGGGUGGAUCAGCAAUUGCGUCUACGACGUCUGCAGCGGCAGAUGACGACGAAAUGGACGAGCUUACAGCGAAUGCUGAGCUUGUCUCGUCAGCACACCUUACGCCUGGAUCGUACGACAACGUCGGCGUCCUGCGUGCCAACGGUAUGAAGUUCCUGCCCAACUUCUUCCACAAACACCAACUCUCGAAACUGUUUUUCCUGUUCCCGGACCCGCACUUCAAGUCGCGCAAACACAAAGCUCGCAUCAUCUCGCCCACGCUGCUCGCCGAAUACGCCUACGUCCUGCGUCCCGGCGGCAUCGUGUACAUCAUCACCGACGUCAAGCAACUGUACGACUGGAUGGAUCAACACCUCGGUCAACAUCCAUUGUUCAAACGGCUCGAUCCACACCAGGACAAGUUGAAACAUGACAUCUGCGUCAACGCCGUCUUCACAGCCACCGAAGAGGGCAAGAAAGUCGAAAGAAACAGAGGCGACAAGUGGUUCAGCGCUUUCGAACGAUUGCCUGACCCACAAGAGCACGACUAG
This is a messenger RNA of Mycosarcoma maydis (corn smut), 1125 nucleotides long. Its product is annotated as putative tRNA (guanine-N7-)-methyltransferase contributor. Gene Ontology annotation, biological process: RNA (guanine-N7)-methylation; tRNA methylation. Lineage: Eukaryota; Fungi; Basidiomycota; Ustilaginomycetes; Ustilaginales. Gene Ontology annotation, molecular function: tRNA (guanine(46)-N7)-methyltransferase activity. The transcript has a single exon. The record is from RefSeq and is a predicted model, not a curated record. Gene Ontology annotation, cellular component: tRNA methyltransferase complex. The coding region runs from base 1 to 1125 and encodes 374 amino acids.